Messenger RNA from Drepanopeziza brunnea f. sp. 'multigermtubi' MB_m1, 717 nucleotides. The record is from RefSeq and is a predicted model, not a curated record. NCBI's taxonomy places the organism in Eukaryota, Fungi, Ascomycota, Leotiomycetes, Helotiales, Drepanopezizaceae.
AUGCCAGCCGCUCGCGACCCGCCGGGUCCACUCAAGAUAUACUUUGGCUUGAACUCUGCCUCGACCUAUCCCACGAGAUUCCACUGCGACAAUACUACUACUACGUACAUCUACGGUACUACGACUUCGGACGUCCAGAGCUCCGUACAGAUCGACCGUACUGCUCCAUCUCGGCUCCGCGCCUCGCUUCGCUUCGCCCCAGAAGCAGUGGAAAGGAAGGAGAAGGGAAAGGGAAAGGGAAAAGGAAAAGGAAAGGGAAAGGGGGAGCCGAGCUCUCACCCCCAUGCGAUGCCAUGCCACGCGCUGCCCAAGUCGUGCUGGGGCGGGCAUGCGGCCCCGGCGUUUCGUCGUUUCCUCCAGGCCAAUUGGGGUCAUGAUCCCGGCCGACCACGGAACCAGAGAGCCCACCAGAGAGCCCACCAGAGUGCCCACCAGAGUGCCCCUGAGCGACAACGGUCGACAUCUUGCGGGUGGGCGGCUCGAUCAUCCCAACGAAACUCCCCUCCACCGCUGGUAACGGACGGGCUGAUGUGCGCCGGCUACGGAGAGCGUAGCGGGCUGCCACCCAUGACCCCAGGUAAGCGGUGCGCAGCCGGACGGGCCACGCAACCAUAUGCAGUCAAAUCCAUCACCUCGGGUGUUCGGCCGAAGCCGAACGAAACUCAAAAUAGAAACAGAAGCCUGGCAUCGCGUCACCAUUGCGGACUGUUGGUCUGA